Molecule: messenger RNA, 3820 nt
Organism: Neocloeon triangulifer
Lineage: Eukaryota; Metazoa; Arthropoda; Insecta; Ephemeroptera; Baetidae
Gene: Tsc1
Product: hamartin
Exons: 18
Coding region: 377-3520 (1047 amino acids)
Biological process (GO): negative regulation of TOR signaling; negative regulation of cell population proliferation; regulation of cell cycle
Cellular component (GO): TSC1-TSC2 complex
Source: RefSeq, a predicted model, not a curated record
AAGGCAGAUUCAACCAUCGGCUGCAAAAUCGGCUGUUUUCUUCACCGCACCAAAUUCGGUGUGGAUAAUUGCUAAGGUUAUGCGUUAUGCACCCUAGCACGGACUCGAGACGUCGACCAAAUCACUUAUCUUAGUGCAUAAAUAAGUUCAGCUCUUGUAGACUUUAAACUUCAGAAAGGUUGCAGUCGCAGGCCAUGUUGAUUAAAGCCGACCAGGAAUUGACGCCAGUCAAGUUGAUGAACUCGAUUGCAUUCAGUGCUACAAACGGACGUUUGACAACACCUGACGCGAAAAACUUUUUCUAGUGAUUUUCUUGCGGAGAUAUAAAAUUAAAUAGGAAAAGUGUCAGCACAUAAUAUUCACAGACAGAGACACCAUGGACGUUGCCCAAGCUUCAGCGUUAUUUAAGCGACUUGAGUCGCACGAGCCUCUUGUCGUUGAUGAAGCCAAGCAGACGUUUCAUAUGUUCUUUAAUAAAACUAAAGACAGUUGGCUAGUGAAUGGAAUGUUCGACUACUAUUUAAACACAAAUUCCAACCGUGUAAUAGAUGUGCUAGUUGGCGUCCGAGAGCCUCACGACAUGUAUUUAUUCGAAAGACUUGCUGAUUCAUUGAAAGGGCCAAAUAAACUGCAAGGAGUUACUCUUCUUGGAUAUAUUGUUAGGAAGCAACCAUUUUGGCUGUACAGAAUUGCCCAACACCCCCUACUGAAGGAAUUGCUGAAGUUGCUUAAGAUUGAGACAGAGAUUGUGCUAAUGAUGAGUGCUUUGCUGGUUUUGAUUAUUCUGCUGCCAAUAAUUCCUGGCUACGUCAAACCUGUUCUGCCAGACAUUUUUGAAAUUCUGAGCCGACUAGCUUCCUGGAAGUCAAACCAAGCAAAGUUGUCUGACGAGCACUUGAACCACCUACAAAUUGGCCUCUACUUCCUGUUCCAACGACUCUACGGAAUGUUCCCGUGCAGCACUUUUCAUUUCCUCAAAGUUCACUACUGCAAGAAAGAAAACUUGGGGAUCUUCAAACACACUAUCAAGCCUAUGCUUGAGACAGUUCGAUUCCACACAUUAUUGGUUACAGCAAAUCCCGAAUCGGAAACCAUGCAAGAAAGGUGGAUGAACAAAGGCCACCAUGAUGUUAUCAUGGAGUGCGCCGAAUUUGCACUGGAGCGAUUACACGCACCUUUGAACAGAGAGACAGAUGGAGCAACACAAGUCUUGGCUCGACAGCAUGAACAACCACACAAAAUUUUGGAGGAGCACCUCAUUAGCUCUUUUGCAAGUCCAGUCAGUGCUUUGAGUCAGCAGUCAGAACUAUGGUCUCCAAGUUUGUCUUGUGGAUUUGAGACACCACCAGCUAGCAAAAUUUCCCAACCUCACACUCCUAUUAAUCAUAAUAUGUCGUACAAUAUUGGCUAUGGUCAAGAUGGUUCCUCUCCUCCUGAGGCUGGGGUUGAAGCAACCCCAGAAAACACUCCAGUCAAGGAUAUGAUCCCUUUGCCUAAAAAAAUGACCAGUUCUGGGUCAACGGCUGUUCGGGCCAUCAAUCUGUUAGCAAACAAACCAAAUUUGUCUCACAGCACAAGUCCCAAUCAAUCAAUACCAGUCUCGCCAUUAAGAAAAGAACCAAGCCCCUUUCAUUUUGCAGUGGAAGAGAAAGUGACCAGCACUGUAUUUCAAAAGGUUUUAUCUGAACGACAAAACUCGAGCGAAGGACCUAAGAAGAAUGGCGUUGCUAGUUUGGAGGAUCACCUAGCAUUGUCUAGAACAGCUCCUGUAGUGGUUGAACUGUUGAGCCAUGAACAUAACAACGCAAAAGACUUUAAUGAGUCUGGCGAGUAUGAAGAGUGCCAGUACACUCAGGGUUCACCGUGUACGUCUGAGGGGCUCCAUAUGCCCAACAGUCAGUCUUUGAUUAAUUUUACAAGGAAGGUACGGUCGCAAGCGCGAAUGAGGUACAGCAGUUUGUGCUCCCCGUUCCCAGUUCUUAGCGCUGGCACGAGUCCUAGCGAGGGACCUUUAUUUCCUCUGCCUUCCAAGAUGCGCCGCAUUAGUUCUUGCCCAAAUAUGAAGAGACUUGACGAGAAAGAUGAGCACAAUAACUACGAGAGUGACAAUAAAGUUGUAGCUGUGAAUGGGAAAAUAGGGGGCUUGCUUCCUGUUAAGGAGUGUCUCUCAUUAGGGACCCAGACGUCUCUUGAUCAGUGGCCUAACCAACCCUACGAGCAUUUAAUACCAGUUAUCCACCCAAUCAAUAACCAAGAUGUAAGCUUUAAAAGCCAAGGCAUUUGUCCUUACGAGCUCCUAGAAGAAAGCAUCUCAAUUGCAAUUACUGACCAUUCAAUGUUGCAACAGAAGUAUGAAAACAGAAAGGAAUUGACAGAAUCUGAGAUGAGUGAGGUUAAGUCACUUCGCUUGCAAUUAAAGUUGACGUUCCUGCAACUACAGUUUGAGAGAUACAGGAGAGAAGUACAUGCUGAGAGGAAUAGAAGGUUGGCUGGAAAAUCGCGGUCAAGCAGAGCUCUAGAAGAGCACAAUGUUGCCCUGAAAGAGCAAAUUAAUUUGCUUCAAAAAGACAUUGAUAGACUUCAGACGGAGCUUGACGCAAAACGCAAAAAAAUAGAACAAAUGAACGAGGAGCAUGCUGAUAAUACCAACUUCUGGCAAACCAAAUUUUCUUCAUUAGACAAAGAAAACCAGGCGCUCCAGCUUGCCAGCAAAAGUCUUCAGCAUCAGCUGACUCAGCAGAACAUGCACAUUGACGAGAUCAAAAAGAGUGUCGAAAAAGCUCAUGCAACUAUAUUCGACUUGAACAGUGAACUGAAAAAUCUACAAGAAAGUGCCAGUACCAGUGAGAGAUUAUUAAGCCAGCUUAGCCAGUUGCAGAGACAGACGGUGCUGAUGGGAGAGACCUUCAUGCGCCACAAAAAGCAGCUGGAAAAAUUUCCAAUUAUCGUUCAAAGAGAGGAAGAGGCUGUCAGACUGGAUGAAUCAUGCAAGAAGGAAAUCUCUAGUGCUAAAUUAAUGCUGGAAGCACGGAGUUCCAACCUAGAAGCGCUGAAAGCCAGAGUUUUGGAUUUGGAAACAGCAAAUGGCCGAAAAGAAAAUCAUAUAUCCGAGCAAAAGAGACUUCUGAAAGCCACUAAAGAGGAAGCUGCUUCAAACCAAGAGGCUGUUGAAAAUAAGUAUCACUUGCUGCGAAGCUUAAACCAAAAAUUUGAAGAGGAAAUCCUAGCACUGGCAGAAAAGGUGGAGAAUUAUGAAAUUCAGUUGGAGGAGUCGAGAGCCAAGCUCUUAAAAGAGAAGUCUGGAAAGUCAAGUGCCCCAAGUCCUCUAGUUGAAACCCGUACCAUAAGUUCGUCUUUGGCCUCCUCUUCAGUUACCACGACAACCGUUGACAUCUUAGACUUGCAUUCACUGGUGGACUCAAGACCUGGCCACCCCACUCCCUCCCCAGCAUCUCCUCUUCUGCGCGCAACAAGACAAGAUCUGGCAGCAACCAAUUCUACAGCCAGCCAAAGGAACUAAUAUUGCAGCUACUUUAGUGAAUGAUAUUCCUGUAAAAAAAUCACACACCAUAUUAUAUAUUGUGCACUUUUAAGUUGUCACUGUCAUUUCCGUUUUUACAAAAAUGAUCUUGCGACUGCAUAUGAAUAGUUUCUUUUACAGAACAGAGCAGCCUUGCUUUUAAAAUUUGGAGUGAUUUCUGUAGAUUUAGACACAACAAAAAAAAGCGAAUUAAAAAUUAUAGAAAAAAGUGAAAAUAAUGAUGAAAAAGUUUCAAAAUGCGCAAAAUAAAUAAUAAAAUGAAAGAUAUAAUGAACAACC